AUGGACGCUGUACAUGCUAAAAGUGCGAAAGAACUACUCGAACACUUUAAGGUCGACCCUGAGACUGGGCUAACAAAAGAUCAAGUAGAAGAGGGUUACAAAAUCCACGGUCGAAAUGAACUUCCCCCUGACGAGCCGACACCGCUAUGGAAACUGGUGUUGGAACAGUUUACAGAUCAAUUGGUUAUCAUACUACUCGCAUCCGCGGCCGUCUCCUUUGUUCUUGCGUUAUUGGAGGAAGAUGACGAAAAGGGCACAGCAUUCGUUGAACCAGUAGUCAUAUUGUUGAUCUUGAUAGCGAACGCUGUAGUUGGGGUUGUUCAGGAGACUAACGCUGAAAAGGCAAUAGAAGCAUUGAAGGAGUACGCUCCAGACGAAACAAAAGUGUGGCGUGGUGGCUAUUUAGUAAAAAUAAAAGCAUCCGAGCUUGUCCCAGGAGAUAUAAUUGAAGUAGCAGUUGGAGAUAAAAUUCCUGCUGAUGCUAGACUGUUGAAGAUCCAUUCUUCUACAUUUAGAGUUGACCAGGCGCUUCUUACUGGCGAAAGUGUUAGCGUGAAUAAAGACACUACGGCAGUGGAUGACUUGCGAGCUGUUUUGCAAGAUCAGACCAAUAUUAUAUUUUCGGGUACAGCAGUCGUUUCGGGAAAAGCUCGCGCUAUAGUAGUACGAACUGGUACCAACACUGCUAUUGGUGACAUACAUAAAAGUAUUUCUGAUCAAGAUUCCGAAAAGACGCCGUUAAAGAAACAGCUCGACGAUUUUGGAGAAAUGCUUGCGAAGGUCAUUUCCGUAAUCUGCAUUCUAGUCUGGAUCAUUAAUAUAAACCAUUUCAAUGAUCCCAGUCAUCAUGGAUGGCUCAAAGGCGCGAUUUAUUACUUUAAGAUAGCCGUGGCGCUUGCCGUGGCUGCUAUUCCAGAAGGGCUUGCUGUAGUAAUUACGACCUGCCUAGCAUUGGGAACUAAGAAAAUGGCCAAGAAACAUGCUAUAGUGCGAUCAUUACCUUCUGUAGAGACAUUGGGAUGCACAAGUGUUAUCUGUUCGGAUAAAACAGGCACAUUGACAACCAAUCAGAUGAGCGUGUCAAGGGUGGUCGUUGUUGAAAAUGACAGGGCCGAACUGGAAGAGUUUUACGUAAAUGGCACAAGUUACGCGCCUGUUGGGGACAUAACAACUCCGGAUGGUAAAAUACUAAGUUCACUGCCGGCUAAAAAACCAACAAUAAACGAACUGGCUCAAAUAUGUGCAUUAUGCAAUGAUUCUCGUAUCUUAUGCGAAGAGGGAUCAUUGGUACAUCACAAUAUCGGGGAACCGACUGAAGCUGCGCUAAAAGUACUUGUAGAAAAAUUUGGCACCGAUGACACGUUAUUUAAUGCAUCGCUUAUGACUUGUUCGCCAAAAGAACGCGCGACUGCAUGCAGCGACUAUUAUGAGAAAAAAUCGAACCGGAUUGUAACACUCGAAUUCACAAGGGAUCGGAAAUCCAUGUCAGUUCUUGUUAGUCAACCAUCAGUAUCAGACACUAGUGCAAAACUUCUCGUCAAAGGUGCACCAGAGUCUAUUCUUGACAGGUGUACUCACGUUAUGACUUCCUCUUCAGUUGUCCCGGUUCCUAUGACAUCCCAACUUCGCUCCCAACUAGACAAAAAAUUAUACGAAUACGGUCGACAAGGAUUACGUGUAUUAGGAAUGGCCGUGAGAUACAAUCUAAACCCGUCGGAUUUCAGCGUUUUGCCGAAUUUGAUUACCUAUGAGCAGAACAUGACUUUUGUUGGUCUUGUUGGCAUGUUGGACCCACCUCGCCCCGAAGUUAUUGAUGCCAUUAAGAAAUGCGAGACUGCCGGUAUUCGAGUUAUUGUGAUUACCGGAGACAAUAAGGAGACUGCCGAGUCUAUAUGUAGAAAGAUUGGAAUAUUUGGUGACGACGAAAAUUUAAGUGGAAAAUCGUAUACCGGUCGAGAGUUUGACGAAUUAUCAACAGAGCAGAAAAUCGAAGCUGUAAGAAGAGCUAGUUUAUUCUCGAGAACCGAACCAGCACAUAAGAGUCAGCUUGUAGAUUUACUAAAAAGUCAAGGAGAAGUUGUUGCAAUGACAGGUGACGGCGUAAACGAUGCACCAGCUCUGAAGAAAGCGGACAUUGGCAUAGCAAUGGGCUCCGGUACGGAUGUAGCUAAAUUGGCAGCAGAUAUGGUUCUUGCUGAUGAUAAUUUUGCUACAAUUGAGCAAGCUGUAGAAGAAGGUCGUUCAAUUUACAAUAACACCAAGCAAUUCAUAAGAUAUCUAAUUAGUUCAAACAUUGGAGAAGUCGUUAGUAUCUUUUUGACCGUGAUCCUUGGCAUGCCUGAAGCUUUGAUUCCUGUACAAUUACUUUGGGUGAAUCUGGUAACGGACGGCCUUCCUGCUACUGCUCUCGGGUUUAAUCCACCAGACCACGAUAUCAUGCGUCUUCCUCCCCGUAAGGGUAAAGAACCAUUAGUUGGCGAGUGGUUGUUUUUGCGAUAUUUAAUAGUUGGAAUGUAUGUUGGCAUGGCAACUGUUUUUGGAUACGCUUGGUGGUUCAUGUACUAUUCUGGUGGACCACAAAUCAGUUAUUACCAACUGACUCACUUUCACAAGUGUGAAAGCCUAUUUCCCGAGAUCGGUUGCCAGAUGUUUGUUAACGAGAUGGCCCACCGAGCUACUACAAUGUCGCUGUCGAUUCUGGUGACAAUAGAGAUGUUCAAUGCGAUGAAUUCGUUAAGUGAAAAUGAGAGCUUGCUGACACUGCCACUUUGGAAUAAUAUGUACCUUGUACUGUCAAUUAUACUCUCAAUGGUGUUGCACUUUGUGAUUUUAUAUGUGCCUCUGUUCACGACAUUGUUUGACAUUAUGCCACUCAAUCUUGCAGAGUGGGAAGCGGUGUUGAUUAUUUCAUUGCCUGUAAUUUUUAUUGAUGAGGUGCUCAAGUACAUAACUAGAACCUGCAUUAAUCCACCAGCAAAAAUCAAGAAAGAAUAG
This is a messenger RNA of Paraglomus occultum, 2994 nucleotides long. Lineage: Eukaryota; Fungi; Glomeromycota; Glomeromycetes; Paraglomerales; Paraglomeraceae. The record is from the annotation of a GenBank genome assembly.